Messenger RNA from Salvia hispanica, 1120 nucleotides. NCBI's taxonomy places the organism in Eukaryota, Viridiplantae, Streptophyta, Magnoliopsida, Lamiales, Lamiaceae. The record is from RefSeq and is a predicted model, not a curated record.
AGCGUGCACAUCACACGCCUUCCUUCUUCUCCGUUCCAACACGUUUCCCGUUCUUUGCCAUUGCUCCUUCGCCGGCGUCAAUGGCCGCCUCAUUAUCCAAAAUCACCAUCCUCAGACUUCAAUGCUCACACCACUCAUCCAAAACUACACUAAACCACACAAUCACCGAUCAUCCAUCGCCGCCGCCGCUCAACGCCGCCAGCUGGCUCCAUCGCCGCCCCGCACGCUUCCCCCGCUUCCAACACCAUCACCGGAAACCUAACCACUCGGAGCCUCCAACUGCACCGUCUUCCCUCCAGCAACUCCGCCUGGUCCGCUGGUACCUCCAAUCGAUCAAAUCACGCCCGAUCGCCACCAAAAGCGCCACCGCCGCCCUCAUCUACACCGCCGCCGAUAUCACCUCCCAGACGAUUGUGGGGGGAAUCGAGCAACGGUAUGAAUUGGUGAGAACUCUGCGCAUGGGCGGUUACGGCAUGGUGAUAUUGGGGCCGUCGCUGCAUUACUGGUACAAUCUGAUGUCGGCGGUUUUCCCGAAGCACGAUGUGUUAUCGACGCUGAAGAAGAUCGGUUUGGGGCAGGCUGUGUACGGACCUGCCAUGACUGUUGUCUUCUUCUCUGUGAACGCUGCUCUUCAAGGUGAAAAUGCUGGGGAGAUUGUUGCUAGAUUGAGACGAGAUUUGGUUCCUACGAUGAUGAAUGGGGUAAUGUAUUGGCCGGUUUGCGACUUCGUCACCUUCAAAUUCAUCCCUGUUCAUUUACAGCCAUUGGUGGUCAACUCCUUCUCCUACCUAUGGACUAUUUACAUGACUUACAUGGCAAGCCUAAACAAAGCCAGCGGCGUACAAUAGCCUGCAAAUCACACAUGGCCGAUAGCGACAACCAAUGAUUUUAAGUCUUGUGCAAAAGUGAUCGUGAUAAUGACAAAAGUGAUCUAAAAUUCCAAUAGUGGAGGGUAUUUUUUUUAUUUAUGAUUGUAGACUUGUAAUUGUAGGUAGUUGUAUUUAUGAUUUGUUGUAUUUAGUAAUGUAACUACUUUUUUUUGGAUAUAAAUUUGUAAUGGUGAAAUUGGUUCUAAAUCUUGAAUGAAUAACAACAGCACAAAUGGAGGCUUUUUUCAUUA